This is a messenger RNA of Saccharomycopsis crataegensis, 462 nucleotides long. RefSeq names its product Sdc1p (gene SDC1). The transcript has a single exon. The record is from RefSeq and is a predicted model, not a curated record. Bases 1 to 462 code for a protein of 153 amino acids. Lineage: Eukaryota; Fungi; Ascomycota; Saccharomycetes; Ascoideales; Saccharomycopsidaceae.
AUGGAAAAUCAAGAUAUCAAACCCGAAGAACCAAUGGCUGUUCCAGAAGAAAUUGUGCCACCACCCCCGCCAAUGGUCCCUGAAUCGAUAGAUAAUUCUAAACCCAUAGAUGUCAAAUCUGGUGCCCUUAAUAGAAUAAUGGAUGAUCAACAAGAUACCACCACUCUGAAAACCACUUCUCCUGCUCCACAAUCUUUAGUCAACCACGAAACCUCGUCAACAACGCCAUCCAAAGAACCAGAGGUCCCACAGUUGCCCGUGGGCGUCAAGCCAAGCCAAGUCAUAGGUGGUGCACCAUUCAGACAAUGGUUGAAUGAAGAAGUCACCCCGUAUCUUUUAGAAGGCAUGAGACAGAUAGCCAAUAAUAAGCCCGAGGAACCAUUAAAGUAUUUGGCGGAAUUUCUAUUGAAAGAGAAUGAGAAGAAGAAGAAGAAGAAGCAGCAAAAAGAAUUGGAGGGAUAA